UUUGCCACUGUUUAUCCCAUCACUAGCGAGCCACACGUGUGUUUUAAAUUGUAAACACGCGCUGGAGUUUUUAAAUAAUUUUUAGCCGGAAAAAAUGGGUGCAACCAAGAACCUGGACUUGAUAGGCACCAUUGAGGACGAUGCCGAGGUGGAGAACUUGUCGGAGGACUCCGAUGCGGAAGUGGAGUACCAACCCACCAAACUGAGACACAAGAAGGUGACGGAGUUCGAGAAGGGAUUCGAGUUCGUGUCCUCAGUGAAGGAGUACAACCAGGACACCUGGGACGACUUGAUGAAGUAUGUGAAGAGGAAGGCGCGCACAAAGACCGAUGACAAGAUCGCAGCCCGGCUGCAAAAGAGAGGCGGCGCUGAAGCAGUGGCCGCGGAGCAGAGCGAUGGGAGCGAGAUUGAUCUUUCCGAGGACGAACUGAAGCAUGAUAACCUGCGGCUGAGGGAGAAGAAACAGUCCAAGAACAAGAAAAAGAAGGGCGGCGAGGAGGAUGAGGAGGAAGAGGGCGAGAAGAUGCAGUUCGACGACACUGUGGAGGCCAACGAGCAGAUCACCUCAUUUUACCAAAUGAAUCUGUCGCGUCCCCUGAUGCGUGCCAUCGGAGUGCUGGGCUACAUCUACCCCACGCCCAUCCAGGCCUCCACGAUCCCGGUGGCCUUACUGGGUCGCGAUAUCUGUGGCUGCGCCGCCACGGGAACUGGCAAAACUGCAGCUUAUAUGCUGCCAACCCUAGAACGUCUGCUUUAUCGUCCUCUUAACAACAAGGCCAUUACCAGGGUUCUGGUUCUGGUGCCCACCCGUGAGCUGGGAGCCCAGGUCUAUCAGGUGACCAAGCAGUUGUGUCAGUUCACCAGCAUAGAUGUUGGUCUGGCAAUCGGUGGUUUGGAUGUGAAGGCCCAGGAAGCGGUACUGCGCCAGAAUCCCGACAUUGUGAUUGCCACACCCGGACGUCUCAUUGAUCACAUCAAAAACACUCCUAGCUUUACUUUGGACUCCAUUGAGGUUCUUAUUCUGGACGAGGCCGAUCGUAUGUUGGACGAGUACUUCGCGGAACAGAUGAAAGAGAUCAUCAACUCCUGUUGCAAAACUCGGCAGACCAUGUUGUUCUCUGCUACGAUGAGCGAGCAGGUCAAAGAUCUGGCUGCUGUUUCGCUGGACAAGCCUGUGAAGGUGUUCGUUAACAACAACCAGCAGGUGGCCUUUAAUCUGCGCCAGGAAUUCAUUCGCAUACGUGAGGAUAAGGAGGGCGACCGCGAGCCCAUCCUGGCUAGUUUGAUUUGCCGAACGUUCCAUGACCACUGCAUGGUGUUUGUGCAAACCAAGAAGCAGGCCCAUCGAUUGCACAUUUUGCUCGGUCUUCUGGGCGUCCGAGCUGGUGAAUUGCACGGCAAUCUUACCCAGCAACAGCGUCUGGAGUCGCUUAAGAAGUUUAAGGAGGAACAGAUUGAUGUGUUGAUCGCCACUGAUGUAGCCGCUCGUGGUCUUGAUAUUGUCGGCGUCAAGACGGUCAUCAACUUUGUGAUGCCCAUCACCACAGAGCACUACAUCCAUCGAGUGGGUCGUACCGCUCGUGCAGGUCGUGCUGGUAUCUCCGUUUCGCUGGCCGGCGAAAAGGAGCGUAAGAUCGUCAAGGACAUUAUCAAGAACGCCGAGAGUACUAUCAAGAAUCGUAUUAUUCCGCCAGAGAUCAUUGAGAAAUACCGCAACAAACUUACGAGCCUGGAGCCAGAAAUUCAGAACAUUCUGGAUGAGGAACAGGCUGAACGGCAGCUAGCCAAAACGGAGCAACAGCUUUCCAAAACAGAGCGCAAGCUGCUGGGCCAGUCCAACGAGCGACGUGGUUGGUUCCAGACGAAGCAGCAGCGCGAGGCAGAGAAGGAUCGCCUAGCUUUAACUACGGGAGACGAGGAGAAACCAGCUGGUGGAAAGGGAAAGGGAAAAACAGCCGGAAAGCGCAAGCGGCCUGAGUACGGAGGCGACGGCGAGGAUGGACCGCCGGUUAAGGAGCUGGAGGCAAAGCGAAACAAGAAGAAGAAGGAGGAGCCCCGAAAGAAGACGCCCGAGCAGCUGGCCAAGGAACGGGCCAUGAAGGAAAUCGAGAAGGUAUCGCUGGUGCGUGCCAAGAUGGCCAAGCUGCGCAAGCGACCGGGCAAGCUGGGAGCAGCCACCGAAGCCCACAAAGGCGGUGCCUCCGACAGCAAACCCAAACGGCGCGGCGGUCAAUCGGCAUUUACUAACGAUUUGACUGAUGUCAGUCGAGGUGGUGCCCUGCGUUUAAGAUCCGAGGCAAAUCGGCACAAGAAAAUGACCAAGAUUACCGCCAAGAAGAAGGCCAGCAGCGUAAAGAUUACUAACAAGGCGGGAAAGAAUAAGUUCAACAAGGGCAAGAGUUUCGGUGGACCGCGGUACGCCAAAAAGGAUAAAAAGAAGUAGAACUGCAAAAUAUAGAUGUAUGCAAUGUUAAAUCGUAAUUUUGUAAAAUAAAACUUUUACUUCUUUAAGGCA
Molecule: messenger RNA, 2515 nt
Organism: Drosophila suzukii
Lineage: Eukaryota; Metazoa; Arthropoda; Insecta; Diptera; Drosophilidae
Gene: Rs1
Product: Dead-box helicase Rs1
Molecular function (GO): ATP binding; RNA helicase activity; nucleic acid binding
Source: RefSeq, a predicted model, not a curated record